Molecule: messenger RNA, 1913 nt
Organism: Nerophis ophidion (straightnose pipefish)
Lineage: Eukaryota; Metazoa; Chordata; Actinopteri; Syngnathiformes; Syngnathidae
Product: zinc finger protein 12-like
Exons: 2
Coding region: 214-1206 (330 amino acids)
Biological process (GO): regulation of transcription by RNA polymerase II
Cellular component (GO): nucleus
Molecular function (GO): DNA-binding transcription factor activity, RNA polymerase II-specific; RNA polymerase II cis-regulatory region sequence-specific DNA binding
Source: RefSeq, a predicted model, not a curated record
CACAGUAUCUGUGUGUUACUGGAAGUAGUUAAACGGCAACGGGAAUUUCCGGGUAGUUCGUCUCUACGUUUGUAUUCUUAAUGUCAGGAUAAAGUCGCCUCAGUCCAAUUAAUGAACCCUCUCAGCCUCUGUUAGCUUGUUAACUGCCAACAAAGAGACCGGGGGUUUUCAGCUCAUUGCUCCCUGGGAGUGUAGUCUCGUGGCUGCGUGAAUAUGUGCAAGACACAAAUGCUGCGGACGUUGGUGAAUCAGCGACUGAGUGUGGCCGUCGAUGAAAUAUUUGUAGUGUUUGAAAGGACGAUAGCAGAGUUCGAAGAGGAACUUUCUCGAACAAAAGAGGACAACGAGCGACAACGUCUACUUCUCGACGCUGUUUUCAACAAUCAGGUUGUAUUACAGAGAGCAGACGUUCAUGAAGAACAUCUUUCGCCUGAGCAGCAGGAGUUCAUCGCCAGGGUGGAGCAGGAGCCGCUACAACCUCACCACAUUAAAGAAGAAGACCAGCGUCACAACCCAGAGGAACUACAGAAGUUCCCAAAGAUUAGUGUCACUGUGAAAAAUGAAGAUGAUGGAGACAUAGAUGAACGUGAGGAGAAGCUAGAGGGGCAGCCUACAAGCAGCAGCUCAACACAACACAUGACAACAGAAGCUGAUGGAGGAUCACAGGCAGACAAUCUCUUAGCGCCACUAUCAUAUAGGUACGACCCAACAUCCAACACUCCUGACACUGAUGAUGAAGACCCUAAAGCAGACAUGACAUGUUACACUGACCACACAUACUUCAAAUGCUCUCAGUGCGACAAAACAUUUAAUCACCGUUGUAGUCUGAAAAGACACACGAAAACACACACAGGAGAAAAACCAUUCGUGUGCUCAGUUUGUGGCAAAACGUUCUAUGAGAAGGCCGAUUUUAAAAUACACACAAGAAUACACACUGGAGAGAAACCGUUUCCAUGUUCAGUCUGUGGUGCAGGUUUUGUCCGUUCUCAACAUUUGAAAAGACACAUGAGAAUACACACCGGAGAAAACACAUAUUCUUGUGUAAGCUGCAACAAAAGCUUUUGUGAGCGAACAGCACUUGUAGUACACAUGAGAAGACACACUGGUGAGAAAGUGUUCAGUUGCAACGUGUGCAAUGAAAGAUUUUUUUAUAAGUACCAGAUUAACAAUCACAAGUGUGCUCAUGAGAACAGCAGCCGUAAAUGAAAUAUAUUUUGAUAACGAUUGUAAUAUCAUUGCUGUGCGUAUGAAAUACUGCAACUGUUGCUCAUUUGCUUGUAACAUAUACAUGUCCUACAGAAGUGUAAUUUUUUUCAUCAUGAAAGGCCAAUUUAUAUUUUUGUGGGGCCUUAUAGCUCGGUUGGUAAAGUGACUGUGCCAGCAACUUGAGGUUCCAGGUUUGAUCCUUGCUUUCGCCAUCUUAGUCACUGCCGUUGUGUCCUUGGGCAAGACACUUUACCCACCUGCUGCCAGUGCCACCCACACUGGUUUAAAUGUAACUUAGAUAUUGGGUUUCACUAUGUAAAAGUGCUUUGAGUCACUGGAGAAAAGCGCUAUAUAAAUAUAAUUCACUUCGACGAACGUGAAAAGAAAAGAUGCCAACAGCUCUGCCAACGUUAAAGACUGUGUCAAUGUAUGAUGGUGGUUGUAACUGACUAUAAAGAGACUGUGUGUUAUUGUAAAUGGAAAAUAAGUAAUUUUCACUCCAAGGGAGGGUCAUAACAUUCUAGCUUGAACUUCUGUCUGGCACCGUUCAUGCGUACCAAAGGUUGAAUCUUGAUGACAAGCAGGGAGAAUGGGGCGGCUCCAACAGCAGUGGAGUCCUGGAGCUAAAGUACAGUACACCAAUCAUGCUGCUGAAUUAAAACUAUGAUGUGUCAUUCAAGUCCGAUUAAAGAAAGCGUCAUCCUACA